AUGCGCUUCGCUGACAUGGAGUCCCUGAGGUACCGGGAAACGGAUAUAGAUGCUCAGGAGGUAGAGACUUGGCCGGGAGAUGGCGAAUGGGAGCCCUGGAUGACGCAGUACGUGGGAGUAGGCCGAGCUUAUACUCUUCAAGUGCCACCUGAGACCGCCCAUGCAGUGCAGUUUCGCGUCCGUGCCUGCGGACGGGCAGAGAGCCUGGCUGGUCCCGGACCAGUAAGUGUGGGCUGCAGUGCUUGGAGCCCCGUGCAGACUGCGUACACGCUUGUGAGCGCUGUCCAGGACAAGGUGAAUCUGAUGGUGCGAGGCAUGGGAAUGCGUCGUGACGAGACAGGAUUGGUACUCGCAAUCUUUCGGCGCUUGGACUUCUCGCUGCAAUGGCUCCGGACUUAUGACACGCAUCGGAAUCGCACGGAGGCGCUACAAAUGGCGGAAAAAAUCCGGCAGUACAAUGCCAGCUUCUUUGUGGUCGUUGCCUCUUCCAUUGCCUGGGAGUGGCAAGCCCCAAGAACGUUGGUUCAGACAAUGGAGUUCUGUGGAGCAUACCAUUUCGGGCAAUGGGCAAACACCUUUGCGGAACAGGUCCGCUACCGCUCGAACACCUCAGACCUGCAGCAGACAGCGUCUCAGGAACAGUUCGGGCAUCCAUAUGCAUUUAUUGGAAUCCCGGGCAUUGGCACUGCCAUGGGCUGGGAGUCUUUGAUGUACAACACGGGACACUACCUGGCGAGAUCUGUGAAACCUCAGCAGGCCAUCAUCCGAGGCGUCGCGUAUUACGACUACGUGGCACGUCUUUAUCGCCUGCAGGACAUUUCUGCGACGAAGGCGCUCUUCUUCUUGAAAGGCCAGCCGCCGCUGCCUGAAACUCUCCACAACCCAGUUCCGCGGCGCAAGAUUCCUGCGCUUGAUUUCUUUGCCUUGGUGUCGAUGACUCCUGCUUACACACCGUACAUUGGGACCCUGCGGGAGCAUAUCACGAAGGUGCUCGAGGCAAAUGGUACUGUCAUUCCGUACAACUUUGCGUUCUACCUCAAGACAGAUGCCAAUGUCAUAAAGGUGGACCCUCGCCCUCGCAGCUGGUGGCUCACUGAACUCGAACGUGUCUGGGGCGGGGCAAGCAUGCGCAACUUCCAGCACAAUGGCACUAUUCUUCAUCAGGGCCACGACUUCGCGGACAGGAGUUGUCCGAGUUUCGUCAAGCACACGCACCUGUUUGCGGAUCCCUUGUCCUGCGGUCAAAACUACCAGGACUGCUGUGACCGCAUUGAUGUGCCGGACUUCCCUGUGACUGAGUGCGGUAUUGGAGUCUCGCCCACCUUAUGUCAAAAUACAGACUCCAUCGAGGUCUUCUGCCUGGAAACCAACAGGACCACAUCAUACAAGUGGCCUUGUGAUUUCCGCAUCAUGAACUGGACUGCCUGA
Molecule: messenger RNA, 1428 nt
Organism: Symbiodinium pilosum
Lineage: Eukaryota; Dinophyceae; Suessiales; Symbiodiniaceae
Source: the annotation of a GenBank genome assembly